Marmota monax (woodchuck) is the source of this 3965-nucleotide messenger RNA. It is a transcript of the gene Grid2ip, whose product is annotated as Grid2 interacting protein. The record is from RefSeq and is a predicted model, not a curated record. The transcript has 22 exons. Lineage: Eukaryota; Metazoa; Chordata; Mammalia; Rodentia; Sciuridae. The coding region runs from base 1 to 3618 and encodes 1205 amino acids. Gene Ontology annotation, molecular function: protein binding.
AUGCCGGCCACCAACCAGGGCUGGCCCGAGGACUUCGGCUUCCGGCUAGGUGGCUCUGGCCCGUGCUUCGUCCUGGAGGUGGCUGAGGGAAGUAGUGCACACGCCGGGGGACUGCGGCCCGGGGACCAGAUUCUGGAGGUGGAGGGGCUGGCUGUGGGCGGUCUGAGCCGUGAACGCCUGGUACGCCUUGCUCGGCGCUGCCCUCGUGUGCCACCCAGCCUUGGUGUGCUCCCCGGCCCCGAAGGCGGCCCGGUAGCCCUGUCCGCAGCUUUGCGGGCGCCGCGUUGUGGCCGUGGCCUCGCACUGGGCCGUGAGCUGCUUCGCCUGGCAGGCCGCAAGCGCCCAGAUGCCGUGCACCGGGAGCGAAGGCGCAAGGCCCAGGAGUUCAGCCGCAAGGUGGAUGAAAUCUUGGGGGACCAGCUGACUGCCAAGGAGCAGGUGUUUGCAGCUCUGAAGCAAUUUGCAGCUGAGCCACUGGUAGAUGACCUGGUGUGGGCUCUCACCCUGGCACUGCCCCGGGAGGCCCGUGGGCCACUCCUGGAGAACCUCAGGAUCUUCAUCCCCAAGAAGCACCGAGCGCGCUUCGACGAGGUGGUGUCACAGGGCCUGCUGGGCAAGUUGUGCCGCGCCCGGCGGGCGCAGGGCGCGCAGCGGCUGCGGCGGAGCCGCAGCGAGGAGCGACCCGAGCGCCUCCUGGUGUCCACGCGCGCCAGCGCCCCGCCGCGCCGCCCGGACGAACCGCCGCCGCGCAAGGCUGCCUCGCUGGUGGGCGGCCGCACAGGCCCUGGGGGAGCGCGCAGGACUGUCCGAGUCUACAAGGGCAACAAGAGUUUCGGCUUCACGCUGCGUGGCCACGGGCCAGUCUGGAUUGAGUCCGUCCUUCCUGGCAGCCCAGCUGAUAAUGCAGCCCUCAAAUCAGGUGACCGGAUCCUCUUCCUCAAUGGACUGGACAUGAGGAACUGCUCCCAUGACAAGGUGGUGUCCAUGCUACAGGGCAGUGGCGCAAUGCCCACGCUGGUGGUGGAAGAAGGGCUCGUUCCAUUCGCUAGCGACUCCGAUUCUAUGGAUUCCCCCAACCCGUCAUCAGCGCUCACCUCCCUGCUGUGGGUGGCCGAGAUCCUGCCUUCCAGCAUCCGGGUCCAGGGGAGAACCUUCAGCCAGCAGCUGGAGCACCUGCUCACGCCUCCUGAGCGUUAUGGGGUCUGCCGGGCCCUUGAGAGCUUCUUCCAGCACAGGAACAUCGAUACCCUCAUCGUGGAUGUCUACCCUGUGUUGGACACACCUGCCAAGCAGGUCCUUUGGCAGUUCAUCUACCAGCUGCUGACAUAUGAGGAGCAGGAGCUCUGUCAGGAGAAAAUAGCAUGCUUCCUGGGCUACACGGCCAUGACAGCAGAGCCUGAGUCCUCGCUGGACCUGGAGCCCACCCCGGAGCCUACGCCAGAGCCCACACCAGAGCCCCAGCCUCGGAGCUCUGUGAGGGCCUCUUCCAUGUGCCGCCGCAGCCUUCGGUCCCAGGGCCUGGAGUCCAGCCUCAGCUGUGGUCCCAGUGACUGCCCUGAGAUGCCUCUUCCUCUGAUCCCAGGUGAACGCCAGGCUGGGGAUGGCACAUCUCUCCCUGAGACCCCCAAUCCCAAGAUGAUGUCGGCCGUCUAUGCGGAGCUUGAGUCUCGACUGAACAGCAGCUUCAAAGGGAAAAUGGGGAGUGUGUCCAAAUCCCGGGCCUCCCCACCAGGCCCUAGUCUGGCAGGCACAGCAGGGCCCAGGACCCUGUCCGGAGUCUCCUGGCCCAGUGAGCGGCUCCUGCCCUCCCCCUGCUACGACCCGCUGUGCUCAGGGGGCCUGGCCUCCCCCAGCAGCUCCGAGUCCCACCCUUACGCCAGCCUGGACAGCAGCAGGGCGCCCUCCCCCCAGCCAGGCCCCGGGCCCAUCCACCCUGACAGCCCCCCCAGCCCGGACCCUGCCCGCCCGCCCAGCCGCAGGAAGCUCUUCACCUUCUCCCGCCCCAUCCGGAGCCGGGACACGGACCACUUUCUGGAUGUGCUGAGCGAGCAACUGGGCCCCAGGGUCAUCGUGGAUGAUUUCCUGACACCUGAGAAUGAUUAUGAGGAGAUGAGCUUCCAUGAUGACCAGGGCAGCUUUGUGACCAACGAGCGGAGCAGUGCCAGCGAGUGUCUCAGCAGCAGUGAAGAGGGCAGUUCCCUGACUUACUCUUCCAUCUCUGAUCACAUUCCCCCACCCCCACUCAGUCCCCCCCCACCACCACCCCUGCCUUUCCAUGAUCCCAAGCCCAGCUCCCGCACCUCUGAUAGUACCAGGGGCCCCACUCAAGCCCUGACCAAGCCCCUUACCCAGCUUGGUCACCCAGUCCCACCCCCACCCCCACCCCCCCUUCCUCCACCUGUGCCCUGUGCACCCCCCAUGUUAUCCCGGGGCCUGGGCCAUCGGCGCAGUGAGACAAGCCACAUGAGUGUCAAGCGCUUGCGGUGGGAGCAGGUGGAAAACUCAGAAGGCACCAUUUGGGGGCAGCUCGGGGAGGACUCUGACUACGAUAAACUGAGUGACAUGGUGAAAUACCUCGACCUGGAGCUUCACUUCGGCACCCAGAAACCUACUAAGCCAGUGCCUGGGCCUGAGCCCUUCCGAAAGAAGGAGGUGGUGGAGAUCCUGUCUCACAAGAAGGCCUACAACACCUCCAUUCUCUUAGCUCACCUGAAGCUGAGUCCCGCCGAACUGCGGCAGGUGCUCAUGAACAUGGAGCCCCGGCGCUUGGAGCCCGCGCAUCUGGCGCAGCUGCUGCUGUUCGCGCCCGAUGCCGACGAGGAGCAGCGCUACCAGGCCUUCCGUGAGGCGCCCGGUCGCCUCAGCGAGCCCGAUCAGUUCAUUCUUCAGAUGCUGUCGGUUCCUGAAUAUAAAACUCGACUGCGCAGCCUCCACUUCCAGGCCACCCUACAGGAGAAGACAGAGGAGAUCCGAGGCAGCCUCCAAUGCUUACGACAGGCUUCCCUUGAGCUUAAAAACAGCCGGAAACUCGCCAAGAUUUUGGAGUUUGUUUUGGCCAUGGGCAACUAUCUCAACGAUGGACAGCCCAAAACCAACAAGACCACAGGCUUCAAGAUCAACUUUCUGACAGAGCUGAACUCCACCAAGACAGUGGAUGGGAAGUCCACCUUCCUGCACAUCCUUGCCAAAUCGCUGAGCCAGCACUUCCCUGAACUCCUGGGCUUUGCUCAGGACCUGCCCACCGUGCCCCUGGCUGCCAAAGUGAACCAACGGGCCCUGACUGGCGACCUGGCUGACCUCCAUGGCACCAUCAGUGAGAUUCAGGCUGCCUGCCAGACCAUGUCCCCCUCCAGUGAGGACAGGUUUGCUGUGGUCAUGGCGUCCUUCCUGGAGACCGCCCAGCCUGCACUUCGGGCACUGGAUGGGCUGCAGCGAGAGGCCAUGGAGGAACUGAGCAAGGCACUGGCCUUCUUUGGGGAGGAUUCCAAAGCCACCACCUCUGAGGCCUUCUUCGGCAUUUUUGCGGAAUUCAUGAGCAAGUUCGAGCGAGCACUCAGCGACUUGCAGGCCGGGGAGGGCCCACGCAGCUCUGGGAUGGCUUCACCCCUGGCCUGGUGACAGCAGCCACACCUCAUUCUCUGUGGCCUGAGCACUGAAAAGGACACCGGAGGCUUCACCCCAGAGGGUAGGCAGCCUGCAUGCCACCGAGGUUCAGGCUGGUGAGUGCACAGUGUGGCUGCCUGAGGGAAGGGCCUGGGCAUGCCCAUGUCUCCAGCUACCUCAGCCGCAGACCGUAGAACAGUCCGGGCCUCCCUGCCUGCUGUGUCCCGCUGCAGGCCAGCUGGGACUCUCGGGGCAGGGGGGAUAGGCAGGGUGGCCUGGCCUCGUCCCGUGCUCCAUGGGCUUCUUGUGGUCACCCCACCUCCCCACAUCCCUUCCUGGCCUGUUGAAUAGAAUAAAGUACU